This is a messenger RNA of Physella acuta, 1178 nucleotides long. RefSeq lists its product as uncharacterized. The record is from RefSeq and is a predicted model, not a curated record. Lineage: Eukaryota; Metazoa; Mollusca; Gastropoda; Physidae.
CUAAUUAAGCGCCGACAAUUAAAGUCCAUCUUAUUUAACUCGGCACAAUAAGGCUAAACAGUCAGUUUAAAAAAUGUCUUUUCCCGUGUACGGCAGGGUUGCCUGUUUUAGACAUGGCCUGUUCCUUGUUACCUUCGUCUACCUUUUGUCGGUCGCCACAUCAGAUUCGAACUGUGGGUCUCGAGCCGCCGCCCACGCCUGCCUGGCCACAGCACGUGACAAUGUGACGGCCAUCUUGGAGGGCAGGGACUUGACCCUAUCACCUUUAGCCCAGCACAGUUCUGUAUGUCUCACCUACUACAACUUCGUCAGCUGUGUCGGUCCUAACCUCGACGGUUGCGGCCCCUUGCAGGUCGCACCUUACGUCAUUUUUGGAAAGUUUUUAAAGAACUUUUGCUCACCAUCAGGAUUUCGAGAUUUCCUGAGGUUCUCCCCGUGCCUGAGGGACAUCCAGCACAACACCUCACCCUGCUCCAUCAGCUUGUCCACACAGCCCAGGAUCACAGGGGGGUGCCAAGUCUCUAUCAACUACAAGAGCUGCCUAGUCUACAGCCCACUCAGACUGUGCUCUGUUCAAGACGGCACCAUCUUCAAGUACGACGUCCCGGGGGAAUGUGUCCUCUACAACACCCUCACCACCACAACCACCACCACCACCGCCGCACCGGCACCCGCUCCCCCCAGCACGCCGCCCUACACCUGCUACGAGUGCAGCAGCGGGGCGGCCGGGGACUGGCAGAACACAGCGUGCCCUGCUAACGGAAAUGUCACCGGCUGGGCUCGGGGCCAGGUCAUAAAGUGUAACGGCCCGUGUAUGACGUCAGUCAGACGCCAUCCUCUUGGAGAAGUGGUCCGAGGGUGCUCCAGCGGUUACUACUGGGGGGUGGCCGUACCCCGGCGUGGCUGCCUGACCCACAGGGAUGACGUCAUCUGCUUCUGCUCAGGUGACCGAUGCAACGACCGCGACAUGACCGUGGAGCAGCAGAAGCUGUUGCAGAUGCACGGGAAGUGACGUCACUUACAGUUUCAAAUACACAAGACGUUUCGCCACUUGUACCAGCACAAGAAUUAAUGUCAUGCGUAUGGGCUCAAAAAAAAGUAGUCACAUACAAAUGACAUACAAAACCUGAAGAAUUUAUAUAUUGUAUAUGUUUUAUGUGGAAUAAUAUCUAAAUUAU